Molecule: messenger RNA, 1411 nt
Organism: Radiomyces spectabilis
Lineage: Eukaryota; Fungi; Mucoromycota; Mucoromycetes; Mucorales; Radiomycetaceae
Exons: 6
Coding region: 14-1045 (343 amino acids)
Biological process (GO): protein monoubiquitination; DNA damage tolerance
Cellular component (GO): nucleus; Rad6-Rad18 complex
Molecular function (GO): single-stranded DNA binding; ubiquitin protein ligase activity
Source: RefSeq, a predicted model, not a curated record
CCUUGAAAUCAGUAUGGAAGCCAACUUUGACGAUCCUACGGAUUUCCGUUUGGUGCAACUUCAGACCUUGGACGAAAAUCUAAGGUGUCCGAUCUGCAAAGAGUUAUUCAAAACCACCAUGAUCCUGUCUACUUGUUCUCAUUCUUUCUGUGCGCUGUGCAUCCGUCGAAGUCUUUCCUCCGAGGCGUGCUGCCCAAAAUGUCGCAAACCAGCUCACGAAUCCAAUCUACAUAAUAACUACGAUCUAGAUAAUACCGUAAAUACGUGGCGCUCGUCAAGGGAGCUGUUAUUAGCUUUGGAUCAACAACACAGUCAUGCCAAGUCAACUCCCUUGUCAUCUCCUGCGAUCGUCACUUCCGUCUCCAAUACAGAAAUCACUAACGCACAAGCCAACGACACCAAUGUAUUUCAGUCCACCCCUCACCGACGGUCGUCACGUCUUGAAAAGAAGAAAUCCUCCCUCUCACCCUCCGUUACAACCCCAGUCAUUACUGCGCCACCAAUAGAAUAUGUACCUUCUCCAACGGCAUCAGCACCGGCUUCAGCUCAGCCGACGGCACCGAUCCAGCCAACAGCAUCGACUCAUUCAAUUCCAGCAAAACUGACAGAGGAAUCAUUGGUAACGUGUCCGAUAUGUCAGCAACGCAUGAAAAUGGCCGUAUUGAAUGUGCACUUGGAUCGAUGCAUGCAAGGCGACAGCCGUAUACCGCCCGAUCCAAAACCAUCCAGAGCGAGUCCUUCCUCCUUAACCCAUCCGUCAGCGUCUUCAGCACCGUCCGUUUACUUUUCUUCCAUGUCAUCUUCUCAUUCUUCACCGGUCUCAACUCCUUUUGCCCAUUCAAGAACCAUAAAUCUAGGUAAAAAGCCUACCAAACUUGUCUAUGACAUGCAAAAGGAAAAGGAUAUGCGAAGAAUACUCAAGAUCAGGACCUGGGGUUACCGGAUCAUGGAGAUAAACAUCAGAUGGUUUGGCGUCACAAAGAAUACGUCAUGUUAUAUAACGCCAAUCGUGAUUCCCCUCAUCCAGUGGAUAUCGGUACGCUGAUACGACAGCUAAACCAGGCCGAACUCGCGUACGUGCAAUUACGGCAGUCUGGAGGCAAGCGGUCUACUCCUGUUAUCGAAGAACACAGCGCCAAAUACACUGAUGACUACGCAAGGCUGAUCGAAGAAGUACGACAACGGAAAAAACAAAGACAACAACUACAGUCCAAGUCAGACGAAGCAGCCAGUGCGGCUGCAUCGGACAUUCCAAAUGACGCGGAAACGUAGAGAGGGCUGGACCCUUGGCCAGUCCAAUGACAAGUCAUGUCAGCGACUUGUGGCUGGUGUGAAAAAGGACCCACGUUUUGCAUGGGCGAAAAACGCAAAAAAGCAUCAUAACUGUAAUACAACGAUUUCAUACAUCUUU